AUGGGGAGGAAGGGAGCUGCAGAGGUGGUGGCAGUUUGUCUUAUGGUGGCGAUUUGCAACGGAGUGGAGGAGGAGGAGAUCCCGACGUCUGAUGUGGUAAGGGAGGUUGCUCCGACAACUCCCUCGUCGUUCUUCUUUCUGUUCCGUUACAAUAUGUCCAACAUUGAAAAGAUCGAGUUUGCAGCACUUGAAGUUAGUGGGAAAAACUAUGUGCCAUGGAUGAUAGAUGUAAAAAUGCAUCUUGAGUUCAUGGGAAUCUCAAAUGCUAUAUAUGAAUUUAAUAAUUGUUUGGCACAAGACAAAACAAAAGCACAAGUUUUCCUUCGUAAGCAUAUUGAUGAAAUGUUGAGAUUUGAAUAUCUUGAUGUUAAUGAUCCAAGUAUUCUCUGGAAUCUUUUGAAAGAAAGAUUUGAUCAUCAAAAGGAAGUUAUACUUCCAAAUGUUAGAGAUGAAUGGAGAACACUGAGGUUUCAAGACUUCAAGAAAGUAAAUGAAGACAACUCAGCUUUGUUUGGAAUCUGUUCACAACUCAAGUAUUGUGGACAAGAAGUUACUGAUGAAGAUAUGUUGGAGAAAACUUACUCCACAUUUCAUGCAACAAACAUUACAUUGAUGCAAUAA
Molecule: messenger RNA, 621 nt
Organism: Lactuca sativa (garden lettuce)
Lineage: Eukaryota; Viridiplantae; Streptophyta; Magnoliopsida; Asterales; Asteraceae
Source: RefSeq, a predicted model, not a curated record